GUAGACGCGGGGUUUUCUCUGGUCAGGUCCAGCUAACCCGGCUCCGGUGUGCCUCUGGUACCGUUGUCCCUUGGGGAGAAGGGUUGUCGUUACCCGCUCGCGGGCGGACCCAGUUAGCGGGACUUGGUGCUCUCACCGGUUGCCUCCCACCCAGCUUGUCCUCGGGGCCUAUCCGUCUCCGGAGACUCCCGGUUGAUGCGAGGGCCCCUGGUAUCGGUCCGCGAAAGCUAGGGGCCCAUCCUCGCUAGGAGUUCGGAUGGGAGGUGGCUGGAGGAGCUACCUGGGAUGUUCUGUCUGAUGGCCAAUUGCUGCAGUUGGUUCAAGCGGUGGCGGGAGCCUGUCAGAAAGGUGACUCUUGUGAUGGUGGGACUUGAUAAUGCUGGCAAAACAGCAACAGCAAAAGGAAUCCAAGGAGAACACCCUGAAGAUGUAGCUCCUACUGUUGGAUUUUCUAAAAUUGACCUUAGACAAGGAAAGUUUGAAGUCACCAUCUUUGACUUGGGAGGUGGCAAAAGAAUUCGGGGAAUUUGGAAGAAUUACUAUGCUGAAUCCUAUGGGGUAAUAUUCGUUGUGGAUUCCAGUGAUGAAGAGAGAAUGGAAGAGACAAAAGAGACAAUGUCAGAAGUGUUAAGACAUCCUAGGAUAUCUGGAAAGCCUGUAUUGGUGUUGGCAAAUAAACAAGACAAGGAAGGGGCUUUAGGAGAAGCUGAUGUGAUUGAAUGUCUCUCUCUGGAAAAACUGGUCAAUGAGCACAAAUGCCUUUGUCAGAUAGAACCUUGUUCAGCAGUCUUGGGAUAUGGAAAGAAAAUUGACAAGUCCAUUAAAAAAGGCCUUUAUUGGCUACUACAUAACAUUGCAAGAGACUUUGAUACCUUAAAUGAACGCAUCCAAAAAGACACAACAGAACAACGAGCUCUUGAGGAACAAGAGAAACGAGAAAGGGCUGAGCGAGUGCGAAAAUUACGAGAAGAAAGAGAACAAAGAGAACGAGAGCAAUCUGAUGGAACCAGUGGUCUGGCUGAGUUGGAACCAGAACCAGUUACUGUUAACCCUUUCCAGCCAAUAGCAUCUGUAAUUAUUGAGAAUGAAAAAAAACUUGAAAAAGAGAAAAAGAAGCAAACGAUGGAGAAAGAGAGUGAUGGUUGCCCCUUGAAACAUAAAAUGGAGCAUGAGCAAAUACAAACAGAAAACCAGACUGGUGAAAGUAGCCAAAAACACAGUGAACUUGAAAUAGUAGAAAAUUAUAAGGAGGCAUUAACACAGCAAUUGGAGAAUGAAGAUGAGACAGAUCAUCGAUCAUCAGAAUCAGAUAACAGUAAAAAGAAAACUAAGAAACUGAGAAUGAAAAGGAGUCACCGGGUAGAACCAGUUAAUACCGAUGACUCUGCUCCUAAGAGUCCAACACCACCUCCCCCUCCCCCUCCUGUUGGCUGGGGAACCCCCAAAGUCACUAGACUUCCAAAACUUGAGCCUCUUGGUGAAACACGUCAUAAUGAUUUCUAUGGGAAGCCGCUGCCUCCGUUAACUGUGCGACAGAGACCUAACGGUGAUGCUCAUGAUGUGAUCUCAUAACCAUGUCAUAUGGAUUGGUACUCUUACUCUCAGCAAAGUGAAAUGGACCUCUUCUCAGAAGAAAAAAAAAACCCUUUGAGCAUUGAUGACUGGGGCAAUAAAAUCAUAAUGAUUUUAGUGAGGAGAUUAAUAGCCCAAGGACCUGAUCUGAUAAUUAACUUCUCCAUAUUCUUCAUGCAAAAUGACCAGUGGAUGGGAUGAACAACAUUUGGAGCAUGUUAACAAGAUUUGGUGUUGACUCCUUGGGUUUUAUAUCCUCACUCAUGGGCAAAUUCCUGAAGGAAAACUUCUUCAGAAAUAGAGCCAAUGGACUCUACAUACUUUAUUAUUUGUUUAAUAGUCCGUAUUUCUAUAUAUUAAACAUUUUUGUAAGAUACAUGGGCAUGGAAGGGAAACUCCUGGGAAUUUAUAAACUAAAUUUUUAACUUUUUGUAUUUUUCUAAAAUUUUUGUUUAAUUACUAUUAUCUUGAUUGUGCACUUUUCUACAGAUUUUUAAAAUUUGUUUGUGGAAGAUAAAAGUUAAAUUACUUGACAGACAUGAACUAUACAAACAAUAUAUUUAUAUGACUUAAAUUUUUAUAAUAGCAUUUUUCUAGCCUAUAAAUCCUAAUUUGACUUUAUUUUAAAAUAAUACCUACCUUUUUAAAAAGCAGAUAUCAAAUCUUUAUUCUACCAAAUUAUGUGAUUUGAAAGCAUUAUUCAACGAAAGU
This is a messenger RNA of Marmota flaviventris (yellow-bellied marmot), 2283 nucleotides long. It is a transcript of the gene Arl13b, whose product is annotated as ARF like GTPase 13B. Gene Ontology annotation, biological process: receptor localization to non-motile cilium; non-motile cilium assembly. Gene Ontology annotation, molecular function: GTP binding; GTPase activity. The record is from RefSeq and is a predicted model, not a curated record. Gene Ontology annotation, cellular component: non-motile cilium; ciliary membrane; motile cilium. NCBI's taxonomy places the organism in Eukaryota, Metazoa, Chordata, Mammalia, Rodentia, Sciuridae.